AUGAAAUUGCUAAUCUUUGAUGUGACUCUUUUGUAAGUUACAUCAAAGAUUCUUUUCAUUCUCGUUUUACUUAACAUUAUUGGAUGCUUACUUAGCUUUUUUUUUGAUUAUGCGCGACAUUGAUUCGAGAAGAUCAAGGAGAAUAUAAUUUUGAAUUGAUUGAUUUCAGUUUUUCAUUUAUUACACUACGGUCUACGGGUACCGGUGGUGUUAGAGACAGCGACAGUCGGUCUGAAAUCAUGGUAAGUUUAGUGCUCGCUGGUCCAAAACUACGUAGUAUUUGCUCUAUGAUAAUUUUGAUUACAUCUUCUUUUACUCAAUAGCCCUAUCAACUUUUCUAUGCACUUUUUGACCACAUACAGUGAAUUUAAAAAAUUAAUUUUUGGUGUUUAGAGUUCUGGUCACGUCACUCACACCUCAGGAGCUGCAUCCUCCAGCAAUCUGUCGGCGAUUCGGGCGCUGCAAAUGGAGCUCAAAAGUCUGCAGAACUCGCCGGUCGAGGGGUUCACGGUACAGGCUGACGAACAGAACCUCUUCAAAUGGACUGUUGCUAUCUUUGGGCCACCAGGAACGUUAUACCAAGGUGGAUACUUCAAGGCCGCCAUCAAGUUCCCCAACAACUACCCCUACUCCCCACCAUCUGUCCGGUUUUUGUCCAAGGUCUGGCAUCCCAAUGUUUAUGAGGUAGGGAGACCUUUUCAAUUUUUUUGGUUAAUCAGUUGGAGAUAAUUUUUCUGUCUAAUUUUUAGAUUUAUGAUCAGAUUUAACAUAAUAGUAGAUUAAAAUCCCUUUUGCUUGUAAAACAUGUAGUUAUAGGUCACAUUUUUGACGGUAAAGCCCAAAAAUUUGAUAAUAUAUUUAAUAUUUUGCGAUUUUCAGAACGGAGAACUGUGCAUAAGUAUUCUCCAUCCCCCAGUCGAUGAUCCGCAAAGCGGGGAACAAGCUUGUGAACGGUGGAACCCCACCCAGAGUGUCCGCACUGUCCUUUUGUCUGUGAUUUCUCUCUUAAACGAACCCAACACAUCGUCUCCUGCCAAUGUCGACGCCUCAGUCAUGUACAGAAAGUAUAAGGAAAGCCAUGGGAAAGAGGACGAGUACGCCAAGAUCAUUAAGUAAGUUAUUGGUCCGACUAUUCAUAGUUUAGGCAUUGAAAAUGAAAACAUACAAAAAGUAGUGGACUUUGGGUAUUACAUUUUUUUAAUUAUGGCAGUGAGAAAGCAUUUUGGUGUUGUACAUAGCCGAAUAUAUUUUUUACAAGCAACUUUUGCAAUACAAUAUUAUCAUAACGACCACUUUAGGAAACAAGUGGAGCAAAGCAAAGAAGAAGCCGCGAAGGACGGCGUGAAAGUGCCCGAAACCGUGGAAGAGUACUGUGUCAAAGCCCAGGACCACAAGAACGACGACAUUGACAUGCUGGACUUUGACGACGACUACUACGACUACGGCGCGGAUUCGGAUGAUGAGGAAUACGAAGCCAACGAUGAAGACAGCGGCCAAGGAGAGAGCUAA
Bursaphelenchus okinawaensis is the source of this 1509-nucleotide messenger RNA. Lineage: Eukaryota; Metazoa; Nematoda; Chromadorea; Rhabditida; Aphelenchoididae. The record is from the annotation of a GenBank genome assembly.